This is a messenger RNA of Amphimedon queenslandica, 2524 nucleotides long. Its product is annotated as calcium-dependent protein kinase C-like. Bases 147 to 2180 code for a protein of 677 amino acids. The transcript has 14 exons. NCBI's taxonomy places the organism in Eukaryota, Metazoa, Porifera, Demospongiae, Haplosclerida, Niphatidae. Gene Ontology annotation, molecular function: zinc ion binding; diacylglycerol-dependent serine/threonine kinase activity; ATP binding. The record is from RefSeq and is a predicted model, not a curated record. Gene Ontology annotation, biological process: protein phosphorylation.
GGUAACGGGCAGUCACGUGUACUUCUUAUUUUCGUGGGAGAUCCAAUCCAACAUCCAUAAGAAGACUCUGUACUCGCCAGGGUCUGUGCUGGAAUCAGCAGUAAUUAUCACAACUAGCCCUAGUACUUGCAGUUGCUAGCCCAGUCAUGGCUGAGGGAUCUCCUGUUCGUCGUCCCAAGCGUCGAAACGCAGUCAAACAAGGCAAGGUAGUCGAGAUAAAGGGCCACAAGUUUGUCCUCACCUACUUCAAACAGUUUACUUUCUGUGGACACUGCACUCGCUUUUUAUGGGGACUCACUGGCCCGCAAGGUUAUCGCUGCCUCUCUUGCGACUUCACCAUACACAGACGCUGUCUUGAAUAUGUCUCCUUUAUUUGUCCAGGAACUAGCUUACCUGCUGGACUGGAACCCCGUCCCCAUACUUUCAAAACGGCUUCCUUCUAUCAUCCAACAUUUUGUGCCCACUGUGGCUCAAUGAUAUACGGCCUGUUUAAUCAGGGGGUCCGGUGUUCCGACUGUGGCAUGACGGCUCACCACCGCUGCCAGGCCCUCGUCCCACGAGCCUGUGGGCAGGACACACAGGAAAAGAGAGGGAGGAUCAAGGUCGGGUUUUAUACCCAGAGAUCCACAGAGAAUAACUGGAGAAUUAAUAUUGAAAUCAUAGAGUGUCGUAAUCUUCCUCCGAUGGAUCCGAAUGGUUUAGCUGAUCCUUUUGUAAAGGUCUCGUUGCUUGACAGUGAUGGUAAAGACAAAUCCUCAAUGAAACAGAAAACAGAAAGAAGGGAGAAGACACUUGACCCCAAGUUCGAUGAAAGUUUCUUUUUUGAUGUGUCUGAGCAGGAUCUCAAUAACUUUGUCUAUGUUGCAGUAUGGGAUUGGGAUCGUAUCGGUAGCAACGACUUCAUUGGCGGAAUGGGUCUCAAAGUGAACGACAUUAUAACCGAAACGUGCGAGGGACAACGGAUCGAGAGCUGGUACAAACUCCUCGGUGACAACAUCAGUCGAAGGAAAAGUAUCAGGAUAAUAUCAGAUGAAGAAGCAGAGAAACUCAUAGAUGAGUAUAGGAAGACAACAAGAGCUAAUAAAGUGGCUACACUUAAAGCAGACAUUGAAGCACUGGACCUAAGACGUGGCUCGCAACUAGCACCUGGAUCUAAAGACUUGCCUAGGAUGACGCUGGAUGACUUUAAACUCCUUGUUGUACUGGGAAAAGGUUCCUUUGGAAAGGUGUUCUUGGCUGAGCACAAAGGCUCAAAGGAGACUUAUGCCAUUAAGAGUCUCAAGAAAGACCUCAUAGUUCAGGAGGACGACGUGGAGUGUACACUUAACGAGAGGAAAGUCCUGGCACUCCAGGGAAAGCCGCCUUUCCUUACUUCUCUUCACUCUUGCUUCCAGACUAAAGAGCAUCUCUUCUUUGUGAUGGAGUUUGUGAGUGGAGGGGACCUCAUGUUCCAUAUAUUAGAGUUUGGGAAAUUCCCUGAGAAUCAGACACGGUUUUAUGCUGCAGAGAUUGUCAUUGGUCUAAACUAUCUCCAUGAGAAGGGGAUAGUCUAUCGUGACCUCAAACUAGACAAUGUGAUGCUAGAUGCUGAUGGUCACAUUAAGAUUGCUGAUUUUGGUUUAUGUAAGGAUGGUAUUAAUGCUGACAAUAGGACGAGAACAUUCUGUGGGACACCAGACUACAUUGCACCAGAGAUCAUCAGUUAUCAACCGUACGAUCAAGCAGUCGACUGGUGGGCCUUGGGUGUUCUUAUUUUUGAGAUGCUGAUUGGGAGGCCUCCUUUUGAUGGUGAUGAUGAUGACCAGCUGUUUAAUAAUAUCAUGGAAAAACCAGUUCAUUAUCCUCGUGGAAUGUCUGAGAAUGCCAAAUCAGUUGUUCAAGGAUUUCUUACAAAACACCCUCGUCACAGACUAGGUUGUGAUCGUCACAAGAGUCCUGGUGACAUUAAAGGUCAUCCUUUCUUUGCAAGCAUUGACUGGGAGAAGCUUGAAGCCAAAGAACUCAAACCUCCUUACAAGCCGAGAAUAAAAAGUAACAAGUCUCAUAAUAAUUUUGAUAAGGAGUUCACAUCAGAGAAGUGCGUUCUCUCUCCGGUUGAUAAACACGUUAUAGAAGCUAUAGAUCCGGAAGCUUUUGACGGGUUUUCUUUCACAAAUCCAGAGCUCUACGUCCCGCAUUGAUUAGUAGUUAUUAGACUAUAGCGUCAAUAUAAAAUGAAUUAUUAUUAUUGUUAUUAUUAUUAUUAUCUUCUGUCUUUUUCCUCCCAAUUAAUGAAUGCAGUUUUAGUUUAAAAUUAUUACAUAAACUUAUAGUCCUUGUUAUCAUUGUUGUUAUUAUUGUUACAAUGUGUAUGUUCAUUUGAUUUUUAGAUUUUAUUAUUAUUAUUAAUUAUUGGUAUUAUCAAAUUUUUAGUGCCAUUUGUUUGUAGAAUCAUUAUUGUUUCAUUAAUUUUUUGAUUUUUUAUUGUAAAUUUUGAAGUGUUGUUGACUUAUACUAGUUAUUAUUAUUAUUGAUUAAUUAAUUA